UCAGGAUAGGGAACCGAUAGUUCUGUCUAAAGAAAAAAAAAUGAACCUAAUAGUGAAAUGGUUUAAUCAUGGUAUUGAAAUUGGUAGAGUUUUGUGCCAACACAUCAAACUAAACCGCUAUUACAACCGAGGAAAAAAGGAAUCAUGCAAAUUAGUGACGACACUAUCUGAAUUUGGAAUCUAACUACACCAUCAAUGAUCUGGUCCAUCAUGACUGGUAAGCCUGUACUAACAUCGAGUUUUUGGAGUCAUUCCAAAAAGGUAGCUUUAAUCUGGCUUAUCUGUGCCUUAUGCUUCUUCACUUUGUUCCGAAUGGCCCUUUAUAACUCAUCAAACACUCUUUCAUCACCUUCUUCAGAGUCUCCAAAUUCAAAUACGGAUAGAAGAUCCAAAUUAUAUGAUAAGAUGGCAAGGGAUCUUGAUGAGCAUGGUGCUGCUUUUCUGAAACAUGGUGAAACCUCUCAGUCACUUUCUAUUUCAGAUAUCUUCACGUUAAAAGAUGGAUCUGUAACACCUGCAUUAAAGCCUGCAAAUCCUCCGGUGCGAGCUAAUGUGUUGUAUAUGAGCACUGAGUUCUCGGUCCCCAUUGCGGAAGCUGUCAAAGAUAUUUUUAAUCCAUACUUUGAUAAAGCAAUCUGGUUUCAGAACUCUAGUAUGUACCAUUUCAGCAUGUUCCAUGCCUCCCACCACAUUGUACCUGUACCUGCCACCAAAGAAGAGAUAGAAGCUGAAGCAUCUUCUGUUGAAGCUGUUUCUGCAAGGCUCUGCCCUUUGAAAAUUGUUUUGGAUGGGGUGGUUUUAACUUCAACAGGGGUGCUCCUUGGUUGCUGGCAGGUAAUCUCGGGCACCGAUCCCAUAACCAUUCGUGCUAGUUUGAAGAAUGUGCUUCCACGUGCACCAGAGAAGCAACUUUAUGAUGCUGCAAUUCUUCACACUACAUUUGCAAGGCUUUUAGGUCCACCUAAAGCAUUGUCUAAGGAACUGGUUAAAAUGUCAGACGAACUCCAAUUUUUUCAUGAGUUAGUGAAUCGACUUAAUAGUCAGAUCCGUGGAUUCAAGGUAGUGGUGUCCGAACUGUGGUACGUGGAGGAAUAUGAUCUACUUGCCCUUGCACUAAAUGGAAGAAUGAACAUUCACAAAUUCAAACUUGGGUGUUCAAGACAAGAGAUUCAAGUGUAGACACUCAUAUUUCAUUUAUUGAAUCAGAAUGCAAUGAAUUAAUACGCACAUGUACAAGAAUCAAGUAGUAUAAAGAAGAAACCGUAUUUUUUAUUUAUUAUGAAUUUAUCAAUUCAGUCCAAAUGAUAUAUAUUUCAUAGGUUGAUGUACCAAUAUGUAUGAUUGUAGAAUAAUGCUAUAUAUAUGGUUAAUGAACUUUAAUAUCUUAUCAUAACCACGAAAA
Messenger RNA from Cicer arietinum (chickpea), 1402 nucleotides. RefSeq lists its product as uncharacterized. The record is from RefSeq and is a predicted model, not a curated record. Lineage: Eukaryota; Viridiplantae; Streptophyta; Magnoliopsida; Fabales; Fabaceae.